AUGAUGAUACAACAACCACUCAGUUCCAGUAAGUACAUACUACUGUUUGCUAGAAUCUCAAAGUUGCUCACCAAGCCACAAGCCAUACGUCAUCAUCUCCACACAACACCACCAUCACAUAAUCUAUUCGGUGGAGGACCCACCAGCUCGAAAUCACUCAAGGGCAAACUAAGCGCCAACCCCGAGCAACUACUUAAACCUCUGGCCAAGACCCAAGUAUCAUCAAACCCUGCCGACAUCUUGACGCAGAAUGACAUAUUAAUGUAUUCAACGAAACCGCAAAAUUAUAUCGAAAGUAUCAAGCAUAAUGGGUUUCAUUUAUCCAACAAUUACUUCAUCCAAUCGCCUGAUUCGAAUGGUGAUCUAAUUGGGUUGUGUUUAUUGGGCUCGGAAACAUUUGAAGUGAAAUUAACCAACAACAAGAGUAAGAAGGGCGAAAACAAAGAGGUUAAUUGCACAAUCGAUAAUCAUAUUGUUACAUUCAUGCCAUCAAUCCUACAAAUAUUUGCCAAGAUACACCCCAAGCCGGAAUUGGUUGUCGUGGGACUCGGCAAAACUAGUCGAUUAUUGAAUAAAGACAAUCGCACUUGGUUUAGUGAAUGUGGGAUUCAAUUGGAAAUUAGUGAUUCAACUAAUGCCGGACAGAUUUAUGAUUUGUUGAGUACUGAGCGGCCGGGUGUUAUUGGUGCUUUGCUCUUACCGCCAAAUUUAUAA
Lodderomyces margitis is the source of this 714-nucleotide messenger RNA. RefSeq lists its product as uncharacterized. Gene Ontology annotation, biological process: mitochondrial respiratory chain complex I assembly. The record is from RefSeq and is a predicted model, not a curated record. The coding region runs from base 1 to 714 and encodes 237 amino acids. NCBI's taxonomy places the organism in Eukaryota, Fungi, Ascomycota, Pichiomycetes, Serinales, Debaryomycetaceae. The transcript has a single exon. Gene Ontology annotation, cellular component: mitochondrial inner membrane.